CCUCCUCGGUGGCAUCUUGUGAAGAAGUUCAGGUGAAGAUGUCGCUACAGCUCGGCUUAAACUCCAGCAGAGUGGACAGCUUCAACUCCAGCAGAGUGGAGUGCUUCCCGAGCCUUCCCGGCACUCCUCUCGCCCACAGGGCCACCAACCUGUCCUUCAACCCCCACAGCCCUGCUGUUUCUGUGGCGCUGGACACUCCCAACAGUGAAUACUGGUUGUCCAGUCAGGAAAAUGGCUCCAGGGAGGCCUUCACUUACAACAUCCAGAAUCAAGGCUUUAGUCCACCACCCUCCUGCCGUUACCCUGAGCAGCUGGAGACUGCAGGGAACCUGGAGACCAUGUACUGCCAGUACAGCAGCCAGGGGGGAAUUUACCAGCUGUCCCAAUAUUCCCAGCAGCACCAGCUCUCCCAAUUCUGCCAACUGCCAGAUCACCUGGCCACCAAUUUGCUCUCCAGUGACCAACUCCCUCCUCCAACACCCCCUGAGUCCCAUUCAGCUUUCCUGGCCUUACCUGGUAACACUGGAGCAGUAACCUAUGGAGCCACACAAGGCUAUGGACAAAACCACAUGGGGGGACAGCUUGUGCCGCAGCAAAAUGGAAUCUCAG
Corapipo altera (White-ruffed manakin) is the source of this 609-nucleotide messenger RNA. RefSeq lists its product as uncharacterized. The annotation marks the transcript as partial. The transcript has 2 exons. Gene Ontology annotation, biological process: regulation of transcription by RNA polymerase II. Lineage: Eukaryota; Metazoa; Chordata; Aves; Passeriformes; Pipridae. The record is from RefSeq and is a predicted model, not a curated record. Gene Ontology annotation, molecular function: DNA-binding transcription factor activity, RNA polymerase II-specific; RNA polymerase II cis-regulatory region sequence-specific DNA binding.